Halichondria panicea is the source of this 1812-nucleotide messenger RNA. Its product is annotated as phosphatidylinositol 3,4,5-trisphosphate 3-phosphatase and dual-specificity protein phosphatase PTEN-like. Gene Ontology annotation, molecular function: protein tyrosine phosphatase activity; phosphatidylinositol-3,4,5-trisphosphate 3-phosphatase activity. The record is from RefSeq and is a predicted model, not a curated record. Gene Ontology annotation, cellular component: cytosol; cell projection; plasma membrane. The coding region runs from base 193 to 1515 and encodes 440 amino acids. Gene Ontology annotation, biological process: negative regulation of cell population proliferation; regulation of phosphatidylinositol 3-kinase/protein kinase B signal transduction; phosphatidylinositol dephosphorylation. NCBI's taxonomy places the organism in Eukaryota, Metazoa, Porifera, Demospongiae, Suberitida, Halichondriidae. The transcript is spliced from 13 exons.
CAUCAGAGACAAUGAGGCCACAUGGUUGUCACGUGCCAACAAGAAUGGGUUGGGUCGCUUAGCUUGCAAAAUGGCAGUGGUUUGUUGGUUAUAGUGCGUUUCAGUCUCUAAAAAGCUACUUCUGAUACUAUUUUCGACGUAAUAAGUUAUCAAGGAAUUCUCUGGUGUCCUACGUAUAUAUAUAUAGCUGAGAUGGCGAACAGGGUGAGACAUCUGGUCUCAAAGAGCAAGCGACGGUUGAUGGAAAAUGGCUACGAUCUGGACUUGACGUACAUCAAGCCCAACAUAGUGGCCAUGGGGUUCCCGUCAGACAAGAUAGAGGGAGUGUACAGGAACAAUAUCCGAGAUGUAGUCGAGUUCUUAGACCGCAGACAUACAGACCACUACUAUGUGUAUAACUUAUGUUCAGAGAGAAUGUAUGAUGCAAAGAGAUUUCAUGGAAGAGUCAAACACUAUCCAUUUGACGAUCACAAUGCCCCAAUGUUUGAGUUGAUAAAGCCAUUCUGUGAAGAUCUCGAAGAGUUUCUCAAAAAAGAUGAAAGAAAUGUCGCUAUAGUUCAUUGCAAGGCUGGCAAGGGCAGAACUGGAGUGAUGAUCUGUGCCUACUUACUGCAUGACAAGCUGUUUGACACAGCCAAAGAUGCUCUACAGUUUUAUGGGGAGGCAAGAACACAAAACGCUAAGGGAGUGACCAUCCCUAGUCAGAGGCGGUAUGUCCAGUAUUAUGGUCACCUGGUAAGGAACAGUCUUGACUACAUGCCCAAGACCAUGUUGCUCAAGGCCAUCAGGUUCGAGGGAGUGCCCGACCUCAAGGCUGGAGGAUGCAAACCAUCAUUCAUAGUCCGAUUGUACAACACCAAGAUCCAUGACUCAGAGCCAUACACCCAUUUCAAGAAGACGGAUUCGUUUGCUGAGAUGUGUCUCCCUCAACCGCUACCAGUGUGUGGGGACAUCCGGAUAGAGUUCUACAGUCACUCGUGGUCAAAGAAGGAGAAGAUAUUUCAGUUUUGGUUCAACACUUUCUUUGUGGACAUGCAUGUCAUGCAACAACAGGCAGGAUACCUGGACGAGAGCAUUCAGGAGCGUGACGAGAAGCUCUUAAGACACCAACCCAGCCAGAAAGCAGCGGGUGCAGCCACUCGAGGCACCGCCACGGCAGGGCCCAUGGUGACAGUGAGUAGAGACUCCAAAGCAGCCGCUAGAGGAGAGGCCAUAUCCAGAGGAGCAGCAAUUGCGACUAAUGGAGGACUACCAGGAGACAUUCUGGGGUCCCCAGACUGCAAAGUGAUCAUUUUGCCCAAGGACGAGCUGGACAAAGCGAAUAAGGACAAGAGUAAAAGAUACCCUGCCAAAUUCCAGGUCCAUGUGGUGUUGUCUGAGUGUGUGGCAAGUGACUCUCAAGAGGUGGAGAUGAGCUGUGACUCUGGAGGUGAAGAGGAGGAGCCUGCUAAAGAUGACGAUAACUACUCGGACACUGACUCCGAACACGAGUGGAACACACCACAGUCUGUUUAGUGAGAUGAUGAUACUGGUAUUUAAAGACCUUGCAAGUAUAGCAACUGUAUUCGUGUGUGUUGUGUGUCAGUGUUGUCAAGUUCUAUGUAGGUUGUGUUGGCUGUGUACGAUUGCACUACUACAAUGAUAGCUAUUUAUAACUACAGUGAUGUCAUAGCUAUUUAUAAACCACCAGUAUGCCGUUUACUAGAACUGAAUUAUCCUGUUUUUAUGGUUCUUUCUCUGUGCAUUUGGUUAAUGUUGUCUUUUUCUAAAACGAGUUUUUUUGCAUUGUCAUUGUUAUUAUUGUGCUGCGAA